Molecule: messenger RNA, 4389 nt
Organism: Pseudogymnoascus destructans
Lineage: Eukaryota; Fungi; Ascomycota; Leotiomycetes; Thelebolales; Thelebolaceae
Exons: 4
Coding region: 786-3227 (813 amino acids)
Cellular component (GO): nucleus
Source: RefSeq, a predicted model, not a curated record
UCUCUACUCUCUACUCUCUACUCUACCUACUCUAUCUACUCUACUCUAUCUACUCUACUCUCUACUCUACCACCACCGACUAUAUCUCACUCUACUAUACUAUACAACUAUACAACUAUAGAGCACAACAACACAUCUAUAUUCUCUGCUUGGGUUCUCCAUGGUCUACUUGCUCUCAGCCACCACUCACAAUCUGCGCUUAUGAUCUCUCUCCCUACCCCCACUCACUCGCUUCUUUCCAGUCACGCUGCGUGGGAGCUACUGGGCCAACUGUACUGCUGCACAUCUCCAUGGUGGAGCAUUCUAAACUCAACUACUCUACCCUCAAUCAGAUAUACUCUUCCUUCAUACUCCUUCCAUUCUACCCUUCACUCUCGUCCAAACAACCACCGACACAUCUUGACUGAUUCCAACUAUCGCUGUCGCCUCCCUCUCCGCCCUCCCCUCCCACCUCCUUCCGCCCCUUCCGCCCCUUCCGCCCACUGCUCCGUCAGCAAAAUUAAAGAUACAACCACCUCUCGAAUACAUACAACCCACCCCUUUCGCCACGAUCACUCCUCGACUUCCUGUUGGACACGAAGGGACGAGGAGACACGUGGAUUUCCCCCUGUGCGCGGCCACACAUAAUCCCCGAUCAGACAGAAACUCCGCGACGACACCAACCCUUCCACCAUCGCGUCGCUGAAACAAAAUCCAUCGUGGCCCCGUAAAAGUCAUCGCGACGACUUCGACACCUCCCUCAUUUCAUCAGACGUUGUCUUCGGUCGCGAACUUAGUCACCCGCGAUGAAUAACAACGUGAACAUGGCCGCCCUGAAUGCGAUGGGCGGCGGCGCCGUCGGCGGCGCCGUGCCCAUGAUGAACAACGGCGUCCCUGGAAACCAGCGCGCCUUGCCCGUGGACGACUCCCAGAAGAGGGCUCGCCUGAACACAUAUAUCUACGAAUACUUUAUCUGUAACGAGAUGUACGAUUGCGCGAGGGCGCUCAUCAAUAGCGAGCAGCCCGUCAACCUCCUCAAGGGGAGCCCCAACCAGCAGCGCGAUGCGAACGGGAACCCCGUCGAUGGCGUUGGGUCCGACUGUAUGGAGGACUCCAAGGAGGGUAUCGAUAUGAAGAGGCCAGAUGACUUACCCGCCCCCAACCUUCCUAGGGAAUCUUCCGAGAGUUGCUUUCUCUUCGAGUGGUGGAGCUUGUUUUGGGAUAUGUUCAACGCGCAGAGGGGCAAAUCCGAAUCGCAAAACGCGCAGCGCUAUGCAAACUACACUCAAGCCCAGUCGAGGUUCAAGCAGGAGCAACAACAACAGAUGCUCCGUGCGAUGAGCCAAGGCGGGAUGAUGGGGAUGCGUGGCCAGCCAAAUGGCAUGGGGAUGGCCCCGAACGACCUUGCCCGCAAGGCUAUGCAGAAUAACAAUCGUAAUAUAACUCCUCAGCAACAAAUGCAGUUAAUCGCACAACAACAAGCGAAGCAGCAGCAACAACAACACCAGCAGCAGAUGCAACGAGACGGCUCCGAUAUGGACGGCAACCGCCAACAGAGGCCGCAAUCACCCGGGUCGGCUGAGGGCGCGCCGUCGCCUUCGAAACGCCCCCGCCUCGAAAAUGCGCCAUUCAACGCGGCUCAGGGAAUGAUGCCGAAUGGAAGAGGACAGGGAAUUCUAGGCCAGCAUGGUGCCGGUCCCGCUGGCAACGUCGCACCGAACGCGCAGAUGCUCCUUGCCAAUGGUAUCAACCCUGGCAACUUGACCGCGCAACAGUUCCAGAACUUCCCUGGCCAGGCGCAGGGCCCCAAGGCCUUGCAGCAAUACAACAACAACCUCGCCCAGCACCAGCAAAGCCAGAUGCCCAACAAGGGAAUGCCCAAUCCAAAUGGACCGCAAGGCCAGGGCUCUCCCAUGAUGCCGAACCAAGACGGCAAUAUUGCGGGCUACUACAACGCUGAGCCAAACGGCAUGCGACCGGGGUCUAACAUAGGGCCUAAUAAUGGUAGCCACGCCUUGCAAGACUACCAGAUGCAGUUAAUGCUAUUGGAGCAGCAGAACAAGAAGCGACUGUUAAUGGCGCGACAAGAACAGGAUGGUUUGGCUAAUAACCGUGACGGGUCUGGUGGACCUGGACAAGGUGGACCGGGUGGACCUGGUGGACCUAACGGACAAUCUUUCCAAGUAACGUCGCCGCAGGGAGCUCGAUCCGUCAACUCUCCAAAUCCGAAUGAUAUGAAGCGCGGGACACCACAGAUGAACACGACCGGCGUGCCUUCUCCGCUGCCUGAAGGCCAGUCUCGCGGAUCUCCUGGUUCAAUGGGUUUCAUGCCCGGGAACAUCGACCCGAACAUGGCACCUCACUUCUAUGGAAAGGUCAAUGGAAUGGAGGGAGGCAUGAUUGGUGGGGUGCCGAACGUUAUGCGUCCCCCGAGUUCGCACCCUACGGCAUUCAACGCCAAUGGCCAGCCCAAUCAGCAGAUGAUCAACAUGCAACGACAGCAGCAACAGCAGCAACAGCAACAACAGCAGCAACAGCAGCAACAGCAACAACAGCAACAACAGCAGCAAGGCAAUGUCAAUCAACAACAAGUCCAGGGCUGGCCUGCUGGGCCUAAUGGUACCCCUAUGAUGCAACAAGCAUCACAACCAGGGGCGCCGACACCACAGCCAGUUGGAACGCCUCAGCAACGUGCCAUGCCACCGCCAUCUGCUCCUGCUGUUGCUCAGGCAGCUAACGGCCGCACAACAACCUCUUCCCCGCAACAACCUGCGGCACCCCCGACUCCAUCCCAAACUACCAAGGCAAACCCCAAGGCGAAGAAGGAUACCAAGCCCAAGCGAAACACAAAGAAGGCAGCUCCCGCAGGGAUAACACCCGCCGCCGAGGGUACCACGGAAGCGGCGACGCCUACGCCCGCGACGCCGAUCACGCCCAUGCACGCGCAGAGCUUCAACAAGAGCGGGCAGAACAACGGACAAGCGAACGGCCAGCCUGCAGCGCCGGCCGUCUCGCAGCCUCCUGUGAUCACCCAGCCGCAACCGGAGCCCGUGCAGAACGGCGUGUUCUCGAUGGACGAUGGUAAUUUCAUGUCGGGCAUGUCGAUGGAUUUCGCCAACCCCACUGCGGGCGGCGGCGACGUCCUGCAGGACUUCGACUUCGACUCGUUCCUCAAUAACAACGACGAUAACCCCGAUAACUUCGCCUUUGACACCACCUUCCUCGAUACCGAGGUUAUUGCCGAGUAAAACCCUCCUGCUCCGUCUCUCGUUGCUUUAUAUCGAAAAAGGGGGCGUUUUGUCACACAACUCCUGUGCCCCCCGCCUCAACUCACUUCACCACUCACUCCCACUUAAAGGCGUUCAUCACUGACAUCACAUCACACCACACAAACUACCGAGCAAUAUGGAGAUACCUGCGAAUAAAUGGCGUUUUCUCGUUCGUUGUAGUCAAAGUCACCACCGGUUAUACCACUCUCUGUGCAUUAUUCACAUCCAAUCAUCAAUCAUCAAUCAUCGUUUUUUUAACUUGUUCACUAUUCUCUCCCCUUUUCCCCAUUAUUCUCCUCAUCAGGGUCCGGGAAGGGAGGCGCGCUGGGUCUUUGCUUUGCUUUUUUAUCUUUUCUUUUUUGGGGGUUAAGAUUAAAGGGGGAUGGAUGGGAAUUUCGUGCCUUAUUUUAGAGAAAGAAAAAGCUGAUAGUUCUUUUUUUGAUCAUCGUCGUCGUCGUUGGGUUUUGGUUGUUCACCUCCACCUCCCCUCUUUUUUUGCUAUGUACAUGCCGUUUGUCAAAAGGGGGUCGGAAAGUUCUUUUUCGGUGUGGUCGGUUGGGGACCCCUACUCUCGCUACACGCUGUGGUGGACCCCGAGGAUGCGCGGCUACGGCACAGCCUGGUGGUGGUACGCAGACGCCUCGAACAAAAAAUCGCGCAAGGAAAGCAGCGAAGAGGUUUAGGGAGAUGUCUUCGGAAGGGCGGGCAAGAGACGAACAGGCAAGGGGGCGAAUAUCGUGCACGACCGCACUAUACGCAUGUCUCAUAAUACAACGUAACGCACCACUACAGCCGCAGCGCACGACCCUCGUCAACGGCCAAUAGGGGAGGGUCGGGGAGAGGGGGGGAAAGAGAGAGAGAGGGAGAGUAGUUGAGAGAGGGGAAGAAGAUGGGCGGGUGGUAGGGAGUACGGGAAGGGUAGUCAGGCUGUAAGGUUCUUUAACGGUUUCAGGAUCUCCCAUUUAUUAACGGAAAGCUGGCGUCUCGGGCGGUUGCGAAAUGCGGGGAUUUUAAUGUUUUUGUUGUGCUGCUUUUCUCUUUGGUUUGUUGAUAUGUUUUUUGUUCCCCCCCCCUUCACCACUCUACUCUCCCCUCUUCUUUCUCUGAAUCCGAAAGGGCUUGUGAGGGGGGAGGGACGGGG